GCAGAGAAUUUAAUUAAAUUGAAUGUUGGAGGGAAGAUCUUUACUACCACACGUUCCACAAUUAUGAAGAGAGAUAACAUGUUAAAAGUAAUGUUAAAUUCAGAGUUUAAAAUUGAUACAGAUGAUAAUGGUAAUAUAUUGUUUGCUGAUCGAAACCCUGAUUACUUUCAGUUAAUUUUAGAGCAUUUGAGAACUGGU
This is a messenger RNA of Naegleria gruberi, 198 nucleotides long. RefSeq lists its product as uncharacterized. NCBI's taxonomy places the organism in Eukaryota, Heterolobosea, Eutetramitea, Acrasida, Naegleriidae. The record is from RefSeq and is a predicted model, not a curated record. The annotation marks the transcript as partial. Gene Ontology annotation, molecular function: protein binding. The transcript has a single exon. Gene Ontology annotation, biological process: protein homooligomerization.